CGCUUUUUCCGGAAUUAACCCCGAGUAUUAGCUGCCCACUUGGGCGGAAGGGCCCACCGGUGGAGAAUCGACGGGGGCGAUGGCGGAUAGUCUUGUCAAGUUGCAGCAGAAAGAUUGGGCCUCGAAGAAAACAACUCUGCGCGCUCCACAACUUUUGCUUCAUCUAUGAGUGAUUGAAUUUUCUGCCUUUUGCUGUCCAAUUUCUCACGUGGUUCCGCCACGGUGCCGUAGUAGUGUUUGCCAGCUUCAUCAACUAAUUUCAGAAGUUCUGGAUUCUCUGUUCCGCCAUACGAGCUACUGAUUUAGCAUCCAGCGUAUACUUCGUCUACCAAUCGUUCCCAUACCUUUCAGGAGCAGUUUCUUACUGCGGCAGCUUCGAUUCAGGCCACAGACUUCUCAGGCAAAGAAGCGCAAAUGAGUUUCAUUUGGCUUCUCUCCUUGCUAUCUCUUUAUUGUGGUAUAUUCCCUGUUGGGCUUGGUAAGAACAUCUCCUCAAGACCAUCGGUCGUGAACAUUGGAGCUAUUUUUUCUUUUGAUUCUACCAUUGGAAAAGUUGCCAAGAUUGCCAUUGAAGAAGCUGUGAAAGAUGUGAAUGCGGAUCCUACCGUUCUUCCCACAACCAACCUUUGGUUACAAAUGCAAAAUUCCAACUGUAGUGGGUUCUUAGGCAUGGCCGAAGUUUUGCAACUUAUGGAGAAUGCAACCGUCGCCAUCAUAGGCCCCCAAUCUUCUGUGGUUGCCCACAUUUCAUCCCAAAUUGCAACCGAGUUCCAAGUUCCUCUAGUCUCAUUUUCAGCUACAGAUCCUACUCUCUCCGCCCUUCAGUUUCCCUUUUUUGUGAGGGCUGCACAGAGUGAUUUGUUUCAAAUGACUGCAGUUGCUGAGAUUAUUGAGUACUAUGAUUGGAAAGAGGUUAUCGCUAUAUACGUCGAUGAUGAUUAUGGGUGGAAUGGUAUUGCAGCAUUGGAUGAUAAGCUUUCUGAAAAACGUUGUAAAAUCACAUACAAGGUGGGUAUUAGUCCCGAAACUGCGGUAAACCAAGUCCAAGUUAUGGAUCAACUUGUUAAGAUUGCAUUGAUGGAAUCAAGAGUUAUGGUUCUCCAUGUGAACCCCAAAUUAGGCACUUUAGUCUUUUCAGUGGCUAAAUCCCUUCAAAUGAUGGGCAAUGGAUAUGUAUGGAUAGCAACUGAUUGGCUUUCGUCUCUACUAGAUAGUGUUGUUCCCCCACCUCCUGAGACCUUGGACUCGAUGCAAGGAGUUCUUUCUUUACGCCAGCACACAGCAGAGUCAGAUCAAAAGAAAGCUUUUCUUUCCAGGUGGAAUAAGUUAACUGGUGGCUCUUUAGGUCUGAAUGCUUAUGGUCUCUAUGCUUAUGACUCUGUCUGGGUGGUUGCUCAUGCUAUUGACAAAUUUUUUAAUCAAGGUGGGGUCAUUACACAUUCUAAUGAUUCCAGGCUGAAUUUCAGUGGAAACGGUGAUCUUCAUCUUGAAGCUAUGACCAUCUUCGAUGGUGGAAAUCAUCUGCUGAAUAACAUAUUGGAGAGUGACCUUUUUGGUUUGACGGGUGCCCUUAAGUUCGAUUCUGGUAGAUCCCUUGUUCAUCCUGCAUAUCAUAUUAUUAACGUUAUCGGGACUGGGUCAAGAAGGGUUGGCUACUGGUCUAACUAUUCUGGUCUAUCAAUUGAAGCUCCUGAGAUUCUCUAUUCCAGACCACCUAACCGUUCACACGCAAAUCAGAAGCUGUACGAGGUUAUAUGGCCAGGAAAUACAGUGGAAAAGCCUCGAGGAUGGGUGUUCCCAAACAACGGGAAGCUACUAAACAUUGGAGUGCCACUUCGGGCCAGUUUCAAGGAGUUUGUUUCACAAAUCAAAGGGUCCGACAAUUUCCAAGGUUUCUGCAUUGAUGUGUUUACAGCUGCUGUAAGCUUGUUACCUUACGCUGUCCCCCACCAAUUCAUAGCCUUUGGCAAUGGCCAUCACAAUCCAAAUUACACAGAUCUUGUAUAUGGGAUAACAACUGGCAAAUUUGAUGCCGUUGUUGGAGACGUAGCCAUUGUCACAAGCCGUACAAGGCUUGUGGAUUUUACCCUGCCAUAUACUGCUUCUGGACUAGUUGUUGUGGCCCCACUCAAAAAACUGAACACUGGUGCUUGGGCUUUCUUGCAUCCAUUUUCUCCAGCCAUGUGGAUGGUUACUGCUGCUUUCUUCCUUUUUAUCGGAAUAGUCGUCUGGAUUCUGGAGCAUAGGACGAACGAUGAAUUCCGAGGCCCACCGAGAAGACAAUGCAUUACAAUUUUAUGGUUUAGCUUCUCAACUCUAUUUUUUGCCCAUAAGGAGAACACAGUUAGCACUCUCGGCCGCCUUGUGCUGAUCAUAUGGCUGUUUGUGGUUUUGAUUAUAAAUUCUAGCUACACUGCAAGCUUAACAUCCAUUCUCACGGUGCAGCAGCUAUAUUCUCCAAUCACAGGAAUAGAAACCUUGAGGGAAAUUGAUGAACCGAUUGGUUUCCAAGUUGGAUCUUUUGCUGAACGUUAUCUGAGUGAGGAGCUGAACGUGUCUAGAUCUAGGCUUAUUCCUCUUGGAUCUCCGGAAGAAUAUGCCAAGGCACUUGAUCUUGGCCCUGGCAAGGAGGGAGGCGUUGCUGCUGUAGUUGAUGAACUUCUAUAUGUAGAAAAUUUCAUCUCUAGAGAGUGUAAAUUCAGAGUUGUUGGUCAUGAGUUUACCAAAAGCGGCUGGGGUUUCGCAUUCCCACGAGACUCUCCAUUGGCUAUAGACAUGUCAACUGCCAUUUUGCAGCUAUCCGAGAACGGCGAUCUGCAACGGAUACAUGACAAAUGGGUUGUGAAAAGUGCUUGCAUCUCAGACAGUACAGAUCUCAAAUCAGACUCGCUUCAACUUAAGAGCUUCUGGGGUCUCUUUCUUAUCUGUGGGACAGUGUGCUUCAUUGCCCUUGCCAUAUACUGCCUUCAGAUUAUUCGUCAGCUAUACCAUUCUGAUUCAAAAGAAUCUGAUCUGUCUAGCAGUAGUGGAUCGCAUCCGAACCGUCUUCGACGAAUCAUGUCGUUGUUUGAUGAGAAGAAAGAACCAAGGCAAAGCAAACGAAGGAAGGUUGAGAAAUCAUCCGAAAAUGAUAAGAAUGAUGGUAAUUUGGUGGUAAAUCCUUGAGAAGUUUGUAGACAGAAACUGAAGCAACCAGCCAGGUUUACUAAUUUCAGUCUGUCUAAAUCCGGUUUGUACACUUAAUUUUAGAACAAGAAAUCAGAGGAAAGCAUCUAAAAGAACAAAAUGGACUAAUUUGCAAAGGAAUAUAUGAGGAAAAAAGGUGUAGUAAAGGGGGUGGUUCAUGUUUUUCCUUCA
This is a messenger RNA of Cucurbita maxima (winter squash), 3357 nucleotides long. Its product is annotated as glutamate receptor 3.3-like. Lineage: Eukaryota; Viridiplantae; Streptophyta; Magnoliopsida; Cucurbitales; Cucurbitaceae. Gene Ontology annotation, molecular function: glutamate-gated receptor activity. The transcript has 7 exons. The record is from RefSeq and is a predicted model, not a curated record. Gene Ontology annotation, cellular component: plasma membrane. Bases 415 to 3165 code for a protein of 916 amino acids.